Messenger RNA from Paramecium tetraurelia, 1308 nucleotides. RefSeq lists its product as uncharacterized. The transcript has 4 exons. Gene Ontology annotation, molecular function: small GTPase binding; guanyl-nucleotide exchange factor activity. The record is from RefSeq and is a predicted model, not a curated record. Gene Ontology annotation, biological process: vesicle-mediated transport. Gene Ontology annotation, cellular component: endocytic vesicle; cytosol. Lineage: Eukaryota; Ciliophora; Oligohymenophorea; Peniculida; Parameciidae.
AUGCAAUUGCCUAGACUCAAGAGUGAUGAUCUCUAAUUGUAAUUUCAAGACACCCAUAACAUAAGUGAUGAUCAGCAAUCCCUAUUGGCUCAAUCCACGAUCCAAUUUACUCAGAAACCCCGUGUUAUUCAGAGUGUGAUCACUGGCUAGUACCAAGCCUAAGAUGAUGAUUCCCUUGAUUAUGCGCAAUUUAUGACCAAAUCCUAUACGCAGCAAUCAGACUAAAAAUAAUAACAACUCGAGGAUUAUCUCCUCUUAUAGAAAAUUGCUAAUUCUACUUUCGAACAAAACCCACAACCAUAUGAGGAUGAAUUCGUUAAGCAAAUUAAUGGAGCAUUGGUUCAAUUUUGUAUUUCCUCUCCUGCAACCAGGAAAUUGUUUGCAAAUCAAGAGAAGGUCAAAUCCAGAAACACACUAGCCUUGAAUGCAAACAAAAUCUGGUUGGAAAAUCAAUCGGAGUGUUUUCAUUGUAUGUUUGACACAAAAACCUUGAGAAUCCUAAUUUAAUGCGAAUCUACUAAAAUCCCAAGAGUGGAAUUAUUGAGUUAAUUUCAUUGCAAUGAUCUGAGUGAGUUUGUUCGUAUCUUCUGUAAAUUGCCAGAAGUGAGAGAUGCCAUGUUGAGUUCAUAUAGUUUAAAAGAGACUUCCUAACCAGAUAAAUACGGCAUCAACUCUGGGUAUUCAGAAGUGGUCACUGCAUUAACUGAUUACAUGAAAUCUAUUGAAAUCAAUGGUCUCCCCAGCACAGCACUCAUCGACGACAUUGUGGAGAGGUAUCUCACCAGAUUGAUCUAUGAGAAAUUAUACCCCAAAGAACCAACUGCUAGAGAUAUCGAAUUAAACAUACGAUUCAAAACUCUAGAAUGGAUUACCGAUGAACAUCUAAGUAUCAAAAUCAAAUCCAAAAUCGAUUAACAAUUCGAAUGUGCUGCUUAAAUGAUCAAUCAAAUUGACAUGAAAAAGAACUCAGUUGAUAAAUUGGAUUGCAUCCUGAAGGCCACUCAACUCAUUACUGAUACCAUUUCCUAGAUCAAUUAAGAGGCAGCCUCGGCAGAUGCUGUGUUCCCAGCCUUCAUCAGAGUGCUGAUCCUCGCCUAGUCAACCAGAUUGCAAAGCAAUAUCAAAACUAUUCAUCAAUAAAUCGAGGAUGAUGAGUCAUGCUGGUCAGCCAUUGUGUGGAUUGAAAAUGUAAAUUACGAAUAAUUGAAAAUGGAUCCAAAUCAAUUCAACCGACUGCAACAAGAAAAGAAUGUGAAGUAUGGAAUGUGCAAACGAAGAGAUAGAAAGAAAAGAAUUCUUUUAUUUUGA